AUGAGGUUCCUAUCAUUCCUUGCCGGAUCUCCUUACGCGCUGUGGGGUGAAACAUCGGAUGAACUGUACGAAAAGAAAUGUUUGAAAUGGCAACAAAAGAGAUGCGGGUCGACUCGUUUUUCCCCUCUUCAGCAGCCUUCGCUCCGCUCAUGGUUAAGUUUGAAUGGACGUUUGUGGAACAGGGCAUACUGGGGAAACGUUUACAAUCGCGCAAUUAUGGUUAAGGGAGUUUUUUUUUCUUUCCUAAUAUUCGUUUUUGCUUUGUUUGCUUAUGUCUCGUUUUUAAUUAUGUAUUCUACGGGGGGGAUUCGUGAUUUGAUGCUUGUUAUGCUUUUAUCCUUUCCUCCAAUGAGCGGGAAGACAUUUGUUUCCUCUCAAACGUAUUCAUGUGCCGAAGGAAGGGAAGAAGGAUUGGGUUGGCCUUUUGUCAUUACUAUUAUCGUUUUUCUUUCAAGUAUUCCAGGAUAGGUUUUAUUGACUUAUUUUAUUCUCUUCUUGACAAUGUGUUUUUUGUCGCACAAGUUUAAGUUUAGUUGAUUAGUUACUAGCAAUUUCUCUGUCCAUCUGCCUGUCUGUUUGCCCGUCCCCGCUGGAGAGGAAAGGUGAUAAGGUAGGGUUGG
Messenger RNA from Tuber melanosporum (Perigord truffle), 620 nucleotides. RefSeq lists its product as uncharacterized. NCBI's taxonomy places the organism in Eukaryota, Fungi, Ascomycota, Pezizomycetes, Pezizales, Tuberaceae. The transcript is spliced from 2 exons. The coding region runs from base 1 to 468 and encodes 155 amino acids. The record is from RefSeq and is a predicted model, not a curated record.